UCUGUAUCAACAGUCUAUUCUGUAGAACUUGGUAUGCUAAUUUCUUCUAUUUUCAUUGUUGGCACAGGAACGUCUCUAGAAGAUCAUGAAUGCUAUCUUGUGGAUAUGUACGCUGUCCAUGUUAACGCCACAGAAAAGUGCACAAGUAUACCGGGCCACGUUAUGCAGUCCACCUUGUUUACUGGUGACAAACACAUCGGACAUUGUUGCCAUUAACUACACAACUGCAGCUGCUCAUUCUAUUAUCUCGGGUCUAACCAGAGCUGUUACCAUAGAUGUCCAUUUUAGCUUGGGUUACAUAUUUUGGAGUGAUGUAACAGAACAAAACAUCAAACGCUUCCACAUUGACGUAGCAAGCACGACGACAAUUGUCACUGGCAUUGGAGUUUGUGAUGGACUGGCGGUAGAUUGGAGGACAUCACAGCUGUACUGGACUGAUACGACAAAUGACAAAAUAUCGAUAUCAGAUCUUAAUGGCAAUAACCAACGCAGCCUCGUUUCCUCGGAACUGGAGGAACCCAGAGCAAUAGCUCUGGACCUCGAUAAUGGGUUAAUGAUCUGGACUGACUGGGGAGUUAACCCUAAGAUUGAAAGAGCUUCACUAACUGGAAAUCAAAGGCUCGCCAUUGUAACAACAGAUCUUUCCUGGCCUAAUGGUAUUGACCUCGACAAAGGAAACAAACGAAUAUUUUGGGUGGAUGCGGGAACUGACAAGGUCGAAUCGGUCGAUUACAAUGGCAACGACAGAAAAUUACUUUUUCAACAGAGUGGCUUACAUCCGUUUGCAGUUGCAUUAAUACCCCCUUUCUUAUUUUUCACGGAUUGGAAUACGUAUGACGAGUUUCACCAACUGGACGCCUCGACUGGGGAAGUGCUUCGAAGUUAUAGCAUCAAUGGUGGGCAGCCUAUGGGCAUCGUACCGUACGACAGCUCACGACAACCAGCUGCUUCAAGUCCUUGUGCUGUUAACAAUGGUGGAUGCAGCCAUUUUUGUGUCGCAACAAAAUCUGGUUAUGAAUGCAUUUGUCCUACUGGUUUGGCAGUAAAGCAAGAUAACAAGACCUGCGAAUACAGUAAGUCUGCUGAAAAAAAGUGGAAGCAUUGCGUCUGACGACGAAGAAUACAGUUAGCGAUUUUACUCCAUGCUACCCA
Molecule: messenger RNA, 1152 nt
Organism: Orbicella faveolata
Lineage: Eukaryota; Metazoa; Cnidaria; Anthozoa; Scleractinia; Merulinidae
Source: RefSeq, a predicted model, not a curated record